This is a messenger RNA of Ostrea edulis (European flat oyster), 1747 nucleotides long. RefSeq names its product probable serine/threonine-protein kinase DDB_G0272092. The transcript has 10 exons. Bases 96 to 1532 code for a protein of 478 amino acids. The record is from RefSeq and is a predicted model, not a curated record. NCBI's taxonomy places the organism in Eukaryota, Metazoa, Mollusca, Bivalvia, Ostreida, Ostreidae.
GUAGUGAUAAAAAUACACUUGAAUUUGUAAAACUUCUCUAUCAUUCGUAAGAAGGCUUUCCUACAGAACAGGUCCAGAAUCACAGGCAAAAGAAAAUGAGGACUAUUAUUUUAUUUCACUGCAUCCUAUCUGCAUUCACAAUCUCCCCGAACGACUGGCAGCAUCCACAUUACCGGUGUUUAGAGAAUGAUUGUAUAGAACUGACCGGACUUCACUUUGCAAGCACCAUAAAACUGGAUGGAGAUAGCGGAUGUGACGACACGCACUAUACAGCACAAACACAACCCGCUAUAAUUCCUUAUAAGUGUUUGAAUAAUAAAACCGAGGGCUAUUCUUCUGUAAAUAUCAUCGUUUACGAUCCAAUCUUCGAUGGAACGAAAAGAGAUGUACCAGAAAGCACAACAACAACCGAAACAGCAACUGCAAUGUACAGAGGAGGUCAUGGUGCUCACAAAUUUACCAUCAUGUGUAAGGACAUUCCAAACGACGAAGUCACUCAGAAUAUUGAACAUGUGUUCGACUACGCGGAUUCUGGCGAUCCCGACACAGAGGCCAAUGAUAUAGAGAUGCGAUUUAAGGACGAUAAUAGCAUGGAGGCUCAAGACAUCAACAAUAUCUACAUAGGAACACAAUUUUACAUGUAUAUCAAAUACAUUGGAACACAACAGUAUUGGGUGGUUCCGGAAAAAUGUGAGGCAUUCGAAGGAAUGACUGUCCCUGGAGACCCAAAUGUAGGAUCUAGUAACUCCGAAGAGUUGUGGAAUUCUACACAAUAUGGAUGUGUGAAAAAUCAUUCACUUAUUGAUUCUUUUGAAAGAGUGAAUGCAACCCUAAUAUAUGCAAAGAUGUAUGGUUUUCGAUUCCCUCACGAUGAUUACAUAACGAUUGGAUGUGAUGUUCGACUGUAUUCUCAAGAGAGGAAGAGUGUAUGCACGAAUCGCAUAACUACAACUGCUGCAAUUCCAACUCCAGCUACAAACACAACCACAACUCCAAUAACAACUACAACCAACCCAACCACAACUCCAAUAACUGCAACCAACACAACCACAAUAACAACUCCAGCUACAACCACAGCUCCAACUACAACCACCACACCUACAACUACAACCACCACACCUACAACUACAACUACAACCACCACACCUACAACUCCAAUAACAACUACAACCAACACAACCACAAUAACAACUCCAGCUACAACCACAGCUCCAACUACAACCACCACACCUACAACUCCAGCUCCAGCUCGAGCACCAACUAUAACUGCAGCCACAACUUCAGCUCCAUCUACAACUACAAUAUCAAAUCCAGCUACUGCUUCAACUUCAGCUGCGGGAAGAAAACGUCGAUUACUGCAAUCAAAAUAUAGACGUCACAAAAGGAACAAUGGAAAUGCAAACCGACAGACUCGUUUUGUUUUUAAAAAGAUUCGAGUGCUUGACAUAAAAUCAGGAAAUAAAGGCCACCAACAUAACAACUGUGGACUUUCUGUUUGGAUUAUUGCACUGAUCUCAUUUACUUUGUGUUGAAAGUGGGUCUUGUUGUAAAUACCUGCAAUGGAUAACAAGGUUUGUGGUUAUCUAAAAUGCUGGAACCGGUUUUGAUUUAGUACAGCAAUUUGUAAGUGAGAACUGACUCCUGACUUUGACCAAUAUUUUGUCAGUAAUACGAGUACAUGUAUGCUGUUUGAUUGUAUACAAUACAAAUUUAUUCCUUAUCAUGAAUUAAAGAAUUUGACAUCUUA